GUCGCGAGGCGAGGGAACGUUCUCUACUCGGAGAGAGAAUGAUGUCGCGAUGAUAAGCGGCGGGGUAGUCGCCUCGGGCAAGUUCUUUCCGAUUCAUCUCGGAUUCGAGAAGCUCGCGGCUUUGAGCGUCCUUGUCAACGUCCGGACACGGAGGUGAGGACAAGUCCUGUUAACGGCCGAGCAAGCGGUCUUCGUCUCGACGAUGCUGAGGUUCGUCGGGCACUCGGUUGCGGGAAUCGCGGGAUCGGAACGCCGGUGUCGCGGCGCCCGCUGAAAUCACGCUCGGAUCUUCUUUCAAUGGGGACUAUGGGGAGCCGCGUGUCAUGAGACGCUGAAGAAAUCCGCUUGUUUCACACGCGCGUUACGUUACUGACGACGUCGGUUAAUAACGAGACAUCGUCGCGCGAGGAGGGAAACGAGAAACGAAAGGGGAGAUUCUCCCGACGAAAGCCCGCUCUCGAAAGCGAAAUUACGGACGAAUGCGGAUGCGGGGCGAACCAUCGUCGCUCGUCACCCACCCGCGAUUAUUAGAUUAUUACGAUCGCAAUUAUUCCAACAAUGAUUUUCAGUAAAGUGCGCGUCUUCUCGAUCCAAGAGACAUUGUACGUGUAUACCUUCGAUCUUCGAGUGGGAAUCGAUUUUGAUACCCCAAGAAUACCACGACGAUGAAAAUAAUUCGCGAGUGUCGUUUCUCGUUGUUUUAAAUUAAAUUUUGCGUUACUUUGGAAUGUUGAAGAUGCCGAGGAAUCGUGCGCACGUGUGCCACGGGGCGCACCAAGUUGAAGUAAAUUUCGCGAUAUGGAUUACGAAGUCAUGCGGAUAAUUCAUAUCUUCUGUCACGGUAAUCGAUACGAUACCGUCAAUCGAUAUCGAUAUCGCCGAUUUAAUUGACGAUGCACGCGCAACACGAGCAACGACGCGAAAUCGCCGUCGAUUGCUGCUAUCAGCAAUGGUCAGCGCAUCAUUAUCAUCAUCACCAUCACCAUCAUCAUCAACAGCAGCAGCAGCAGCAGCAGCAACAUCAUCAUCAGCAACAUCAGCAACACCAGCACCAGCAUUUGCCCGUUGUACCGUCGCCGAUGCAACAAAUGGAAGCUUGUUUGCAAAGCGCCGGAAGAGUAAAGAGAUCUCGCAGUCCCAAUCAUCCGAUAAAGGCCGUUUUACCGAUUCACUCGACGACGUCGAAUUCGGCGAAUCCGAUAUCCCCCAGCUCUGCCACGGUGGAAUCGCGCAACGACAGCAACAACAACAAUAGUCAUCACGAUGACCAUCAUCCGAGCGAGAACGGCGGCCGCGGCGGGUCCUCCGGUGAGGACGCGAGCGUGGGCGCGGACGCGAAACGGCCGCUCCAUCCGGCGCUGCUCGGCGCCGGCGUCGCUCUGGAGGCGAAGCCGCUCUGGGAGGAGUUUCAUCAGCUGGGCACCGAGAUGAUCGUUACGAAAGCCGGACGACGAAUGUUUCCCACGUUUCAGUGUCGACUGUUCGGCUUGGACCCGAACACGGAGUAUCUGAUGGUGAUGGAUUUCAUUCCGUGCGAUGACAAGAGGUAUCGAUACGCUUUCCACAGCAGUGCCUGGGUCGUGGCGGGUCGCGCCGAUCCCGUCUCACCCCCUAGGAUCCACGUGCAUCCUGACAGUCCUGCGAGUGGUGCUCAUUGGAUGAAGCAGCCAAUUUCCUUCGACAAGUUGAAAUUGACCAACAAUCAGCUUGACGACAACGGACACAUUAUUCUCAACUCGAUGCACCGUUAUCAGCCGCGCUGCCACGUGGUGGUCGCUCCCUCGCCGCCGGGCUCGGCGCCGGAUCCCCGCACGGAGAACUUUAAGACGUUUUCCUUCCCGGAGACCAGGUUCACCGCGGUGACCGCGUACCAGAACCAUCGGAUAACGCAGCUGAAGAUCGCCAGUAACCCGUUCGCCAAGGGCUUCCGGGAUUGCGAGUCGGACGAGUGCGACAGCGUGGUGGCCGUCGGCGGGAUCCCGCCGAAUCCCGCCAAGAGACCGGCCACGGGGCCCACGGGCCCCACGGGAACCGCGAGUGUUACGAGUGCCGCGAGUUCCGUUCUCCCGACCGGUUACAACGCGAUGUCGGCGGCGAUGCAGAUUCCAGGUGUACCCGCUACAUCUCAGGAGCACCAUCAGUUUUACGGUGCAACAGGCCCAGCAGGUAGCCAUUGGACGCAUUACCCGAGCCAUCAUGGCCAGUCAUCGGCGCACGUCAAUUCGGUCCACUAUGCGACGCACCCGCAACAUCCGCAUUCGAGCGCGUCUCUCUAUGGACCGCGAUAGUCUGCGUUACACGUGUUAUCUGCGUUCGUCUUUCAUCUAUCGCAAAACGAAAUAUCGAGAUGGAGAUGGAAAGAAUGAAACGUUCACACAUCUCGAUGCUUUUCAAACGACGGACCGCGAAAUUUUGUCGUCGUGCGUGUGUGAUCUCUUAUCGACUACAUUUUUAUUCCGGUCGAUAAGAUCUCGAAAGAGAGGAAUGGAGUUUCGACGUAUUUUUAUAUCAAUCUUUACAUCACGUUAUGCCUCACGUCUUACGCGAAAGAUGAGAAUGUAUCCGCAUCAUUUAUUUUCCGAUCAAAAAGAUCAGUUUGCCUAAAACUAUUUCAAUUGAAAAAUUAAAAUUUUUACGCGCAUAUCUAUAGUUUCUAUAUUGUUAGGUGUAUUUUUAUGUGUAAUGACGGUUUUCGAUAUAAGCUUAUUCAACUGACAAAAUGAGAGUUAGGUGUAGUAACUGAUAAAUCAUUAGACGUAUAUAGUCUCGUUACUGUACCAAAGAUUGUGCCAAUAUCUGACUUAAUGAAUCCUUGCCCAAGUUGAGUGCAAUGAAACAGUUCUCUAUUGCUCGUGACUCACAUAUUUUAUUAUAUUAUACAUACAUAUAUGGUGAUAUUAAGUAAUAAUAAGAAAGUAAUAAUUAGCUGCUGGCGAUAAGCGCAUACCAUUGGUGAUACUGACAUACUUUUACAAAAUGCUGACGUACCGUAUAUCCGCAGUACUAAAAUUAUAACAACAAAGACAACUACGAAACGUAUAUUAUAAUCGACAACGCAUAACUUUUAUUCGCGAGCCAACUUUAAUAUAUAGUUUCUACGUAAUAAAUUUUUGCGAGCGUUUGAAUUAUUGUAAUUUGCGCGUAAGAAACGAAUCGACCGAUCGAUGUUACUGGCAAAGUUGCGGAAGAUCGUGGGGGGAAGUAAGAAGAGAGAGUAAGUGCCUUUUGUAGGAGCAAAGUGCGUCUAUUUAUACUGGGUGUCUCAAAUGCCGAACGAGCCUAAAACGUUCUCGACCAGCCAAGACGGGAAAGUAAACGCGCCGUGACACUUGGUGAGAGUAACGUGGUUACUAAGUGCCUUAAUAAAUUAUGCCACCCGCGGCCCGCGGGUAUCGUACCAUUGUGCCUUCAACUUUUUAAGAGUUCUCGUCAUCGUUGAGCGUACGAUAGCCCUGGAGGGGCGUUUUAUGACCAAACGAGGAAUAAACGGUCGAAUAACGCAAAA
Molecule: messenger RNA, 3505 nt
Organism: Temnothorax curvispinosus
Lineage: Eukaryota; Metazoa; Arthropoda; Insecta; Hymenoptera; Formicidae
Product: T-box transcription factor TBX1
Exons: 4
Coding region: 894-2288 (464 amino acids)
Biological process (GO): regulation of transcription by RNA polymerase II; cell fate specification; positive regulation of DNA-templated transcription
Cellular component (GO): nucleus
Molecular function (GO): RNA polymerase II cis-regulatory region sequence-specific DNA binding; DNA-binding transcription factor activity, RNA polymerase II-specific
Source: RefSeq, a predicted model, not a curated record